Messenger RNA from Dicrocoelium dendriticum, 1113 nucleotides. The record is from the annotation of a GenBank genome assembly. NCBI's taxonomy places the organism in Eukaryota, Metazoa, Platyhelminthes, Trematoda, Plagiorchiida, Dicrocoeliidae.
GUUUCAGCUGGAUCUAUUGGAACACCAUCCCUCACAAAAGCUGGUUCUCUCAUGGCCUAGCUUUUACUUCCGUAACCUUCGCCCGUAUUUUUUUCAGUUGCAAUGGUGAUGGAAAGACUACUGCGAAAGUUCAACGGUAAUCCGGUUACGAAGAAGAAGUACAAUAGCUCACCACAUGGAUCCUAUCCACUUUACACAUUCGGCGCCCCCCUGAAAGAUGUGAUCGACCGAGACAAAUCAGAAAUACCCUUGAUUGUAACCAACGUAUUCGACUUUUUGAUCAAUCAUCGUGGUCUCGAAGCGGAAGGGGUGUUUCGUGUGAAUGGAAAUUCCCGGACGGUGGAUAUUUUAAAACACCUUAUUGAUGAGAACGGCUCACAUUGGUCUUUGUCCGAGCUCUCAGAGAUGGCCACAGAACUGGAGCGUUCAGUAGACGUGUAUUCCGUGGCUAGUCUCUUGAAAUUAUACCUCAGAGAACUCCCUGACGGAUUAAUCCCGGCUAGAGUAACUCCAUCCUUUCUUGAGGUGUUCCAAGGAAAUAAGGAAGACAAGCAGAAAUGCUUGUAUCAAUUGGAACGCUUGAUAGGCCGCCUGCCAGUUGCCAAUUACACACUUUUACAACAUUUGUGCCAAUUCCUUCAUACAGUCUGGACUCAUCGCGAAGUGAAUAAAAUGUCCGUGGAGGCUCUCGGGAUCGUGUUCGGACCGAACGUUUUCCAAUUACACAGAGAUUCUGAGGGUAUACACGAACAAGGCGCUGUGAAUCGAAUCAUGACUCUUUUGAUCGAAAACUCCGGCUACUUUUUUCGCAUGACCGCUCCAAGUUUUGCCAAUGUCACAUCGGAUAUAGUUGCCACCGAUCGGCUGUUACAUCCGAUUUCCGAUGUGAAAAAUCCCAAAAAAUCAAGGUCAGUUCUUACACGAGUGUGUUCGACACAGUAUUCUGAUGGUCGUUUCUGCUCACCUGAUCAUUCUGAAUUCCGGUACCGACAAGCAGCUGACCUCGACGGUUUACUUAAUGAUACACCUUUUGAUCACAGCUGCGGUUCUCAAUGGGGUUAUAUUAGAGUGGCCCAGUCUCGCUUACUUACUGUGCAAUGGCAUCAUUGUUGA